AUGAAAACUGCUGGCGGCGGCCGCAGCUCCCGGCCGAAAGCGCUUCGGGCGAGCGGCGGCGCUCGGGGCUCGGCGGCCGGCGGCAGCCCUGGCCGCCCUCGCCCUGCUCGGCGCUCGCGGUCCGGCCCGCCGCCGGCUUCAGCCCGUCCGGGGCAGGCGCCGCAUACACCAGCGGCCGGGCGCUCCGGGCGGCGGCGGCGGCGGCGCUUCGGCGGAGCAGGACGCGGUGGCCGCGGCGGCGGCGGCUGUUGUCUGCUGGCGCGCUCAACGUGGUGUCAUCGUAGCCAGGCGGCGUCCGCGGCUGCAGGACACUGCGGGAUCGCCCGCUUCUGGCGCGGCCCGCCUGCUCCAAAGACAAAUAAACGGGGCAGAAUGGACCCUUUCCCGGGAGCCAAAACUCGAAGCCCCCGGGAGCGGCGCUGUCAGAGGGUGACGUCGGGGGGCGGCGCCUGCGCCAUAUAUGGGAGCGGCCGCCCCUCGCCGCGCCCCUCGCCGCCGCCGCCGCCGCGCUCGCCGACUGACUGCCUGACGGCGCCGCGAGCCGGGCCGAGCCCCGCGAGCCCCGCGAGCCCCGCCGCCGCCGCCCCCGGCCACGCGCCGCGGCCCCGGGAAGUUGCCCCUAGCCCAAAGACACCCGGAAAAGCAACAAACGCAGCCCCUGCCCAGCCGCGGCGGGGCCCCGAGUGCUCCCCUCAAAACUCGCCACACCGUCAAAACACCAGGGGCGGGGGUGCGGGGCAGCAGAGGCCGAGGCGCCCCCAAGUUGCCCGAACGCACGCCCAGAGCUGCCCGGGGCUGCCGCUGCCCGGGGCACCCCAGAGGGAGAAGCGGGGAGCGGCGGGCCGGCCGCGGGAAGGGGCGCGCGGGCGGGGAGGGCGCCCCGGGCUCCCCGGCUGCGGCGGGACGCGCGGUUCUGCCUGCUUUCGAAGCAGACCCGGGGCUGCUUCGCGGCCGGCCCGCCCCCGUCUGGACCCCGCCGGGCGCCCCACGCUUCCUCCCCCUGUGGAGGCCGCCGAGGGCCGGGCCGGACAUCCACGUCGGACGCAGGUUCCGCCAGGGGCACCCCUCUCCCCCCACGGGCCGCAGGAGACCCCGGUCCCCGGCCCUGCCUUGACGCGCCGCGAGCGACAAAGAAGGCUCUGGCCUCGCUCGGCCGACGGGAAGCACACCCGGCCUCUCCGGCGACCCGGAGCCGGCCGUCCGGCUGCGCGCUGGGCGCUGUGGCCGUGCCUCCGCGGCGCGAGCCGCUGCAGAAGCCGAGCGGGCGCCGCGGGCGCCGGGGCCCUGCCCCGGGAGCCGCCCGGCCUGGGUGACCGCGCGGCGCGCGCGUCUGCUCGACCUGAUUUCGAGGAAUCGGGAAGACGGCCGGGCGCUGGCAGACGCUCGGGCCCGGCGGCCCAGCUCCUGCAGGCGGGACGCGGUGCCCAGGAGUGCGGCCCGCCCAAAGGACCCCCGUCCCCGCCCCCCUCGCCCUGCGGUGGGGAACGCGAGGCGCCCGGUGCCCGGGAGCCGGGAGCAGAGGGGGAACAGGCCGAGCGCUCCCAGGGCGCGGCCGGGGCGUCCAGGGGCCGGGCCGGGCGGGGCCUGCCCUUCGCCGGGGACCCCGCGGGCCGCGGCGGCAGCGGCGAGCGCUCAGGGCCCCGCGCGCCCAACGCGAUUUGCACGGGUGGCCCUCGCGCCGCCGCCGCCGCCGCCGCCUCGGAGGAGAAACCUGCGCUGCCAGGGCUGGGCCCCGGGGGCAGCGGCAGCGACGACCCCGAGCUCGCUCAGCCCUCACCCUGGAAAACCCCAGGGCCCUUCCAGAGGGCUCGAAGCGCCAGGGCGCGCCUCGGCUACCUGCAGCACGAGAAACCAGAGCGAGAAUCCCCGAAUCUCACGCGCGAGCGCUCGGCCUUCCCCCGGCGCGCCUCGGCAACCUCCAAGGUCGCCUUCCCCGCAGGAACGCUCCGGGAGAGCCAGCGAGCUGGGAGCGACAGCUGGCGCGUGGCGGGGUCCCCGGACCCGAGGAGGCCCCGCGCUUCGGCGACGAGCCGCGCACAGAGCCGCCCCGAGGGCUGGCGGGCAGGACGCGCCACCGCCGGCGCCCGGGACGCGGACUCCGCGCCCGCCCGCCCCCACCCGCUUAUAAAGCAAACUUUCCCCAGAGAAGUUUCCAGAUCGAACGGCGCGCAAACUGCGCCAAUCAACACCUAA
Lepus europaeus (European hare) is the source of this 2193-nucleotide messenger RNA. RefSeq names its product collagen alpha-1(I) chain-like. Lineage: Eukaryota; Metazoa; Chordata; Mammalia; Lagomorpha; Leporidae. The record is from RefSeq and is a predicted model, not a curated record. The coding region runs from base 1 to 2193 and encodes 730 amino acids. The transcript has 6 exons.